Molecule: messenger RNA, 2362 nt
Organism: Caretta caretta (loggerhead turtle)
Lineage: Eukaryota; Metazoa; Chordata; Testudines; Cheloniidae
Source: RefSeq, a predicted model, not a curated record
GCAGCCCUGUCUGGAUCCCUGUCUCUCUCGGGGAUCUGGGGCAAGGGGCUGCCCCGCUGGAGGGCCUGGCCCUGGGCUGGUGCUGCACAGCAGAAGCCCGUUGUCUUGGGGGAGGCGGCGAGCCAAGGCGCCCUGGCCGGCCCCGCUCUGCAGGCUGGCUGUGGAGCUGGGAGCAUGUGGCUUUUCACAGGUGGCUGCUCCCCUUCAAUAAAUGCAAAGGAAACAGGGCUGCUGCUGCGUCCAACUCAAAUCCCGUGCAGUCCAGCAUCGGCUCAGGAGAGGGUUUGCUGCAGGAGUGGAUUUUCAUGGCAUGGAGCUGUUCAAUAUUAGUGUUGUCUUUUUAAUCUAGUGUCAGCUGGCCCUGUAGUGGGCUAUAACUCCCGCUGUACAUCAUCUCCCAAAACGAUGCCUCCUUUUCUUUCUUUGUUUUUUGAGGGGAGUCUUCUCUUAUUGUCAGUUAAGCUGAAAAAGUCUCUUUCUGACAUUUCCUUAUCUCCUGAACAUUGGAGUAGACGGCGUCUUUCAGUUUCAAUAUUUUCUGUGGUGUAUGGAUUGGGAAGUCAUUCCCUGGGUUUCUAACUCUGUCUUAUCUCCUCUUAUUUCUGACAAGGGGGGCAUCCAGCAGCAUGGAAAAUAGUGUGGUUCUGCAAAGGAGUUAGAGGGAGGGUACGGUUAUGGGGCACCAUUUCUUUGUAGUUGCCUACGUGCUUUAUUUGUUUUAGAUAGCAAGGAUUGGCCCUGCUUUGAGCAGGGGGUUGGAUUAGAUGACCUCCUGAGGUCCCUUCCAACCCUGAUAUUCUAGGUGUGGAGAAAUAUACAAAGUUCAAAGCAUAUAUGGAACAGGCCAGGAACCAGCAUCUUUAUUCUUGGCCCAAGCUCCCUGAAGCCAACCCUGUAAGCCGUGUCGUCAGUCGCCCCUCCCUCCGUCAGAGCAACGGCAGACAAUCGUUCCGCGCCUUUUUUCUGUGCGGACGCCAUACCAAGGCAAGCAUGGAGGCCGCUCAGCUCACUUUGGCAAUUAGGAGCACAUUAAACACCACACGCAUUAUCCAGCAGUAUAUGCAGCACCAGAACCUGGCAAAGCGAUACCGGGCGAGGAGGCGACGUCAGCGCGGUCACGUGAGUGAUCAGGACAUGGACACAGAUUUCUCUGAAAGCAUAGGCCCUGCCAAUGCAUGCAUCAUAGUGCUAAUGGGGCAGGUUCAUGCUGUGGAACGCCGAUUCUGGGCUCGGGAAACAAGCACAGACUGGUGGGACCGCAUAGUGUUGCAGGUCUGGGACGAUUCCCAGUGGCUGCGAAACUUUCGCAUGCGUAAGGGCACUUUCAUGGAACUUUGUGACUUGCUUUCCCCUGCCCUGAGGCGCAUGAAUACCAAGAUGAGAGCAGCUCUCACAGUUGAGAAGCGAGUGGCGAUAGCCCUGUGGAAGCUUGCAACGCCAGACAGCUACCAGUCAGUUGGGAAUCAAUUUGGAGUGGGCAAAUCUACUGUGGGGGCUGCUGUGAUGCAAGUAGCCCACGCAAUCAAAGAUCUGCUGAUAUCAAGGGUAGUGACCCUGGGAAAUGUGCAGGUCAUAGUGGAUGGCUUUGCUGCAAUGGGAUUCCCUAACUGUGGUGGGGCUAUAGACGGAACCCAUAUCCCUAUCUUGGCACCGGAGCACCAAGCCGCCGAGUACAUAAACCGCAAGGGGUACUUUUCGAUAGUGCUGCAAGCUCUGGUGGAUCACAAGGGACGUUUCACCAACAUCAACGUGGGAUGGCCGGGAAAGGUGCAUGAUGCUCGCAUCUUCAGGAACUCUGGUCUGUUUCAAAAGCUGCAGGAAGGGACUUUAUUCCCAGACCAGAAAAUAACUGUUGGGGAUGUUGAGAUGCCUAUAUGUAUCCUUGGGGACCCAGCCUACCCCUUAAUGCCAUGGCUCAUGAAGCUGUACACAGGCAGCCUGGACAGUAGUCAGGAGCUGUUCAACUACAGGCUGAGCAAGUGCAGAAUGGUGGUCGAAUGUGCAUUUGGACGUUUAAAGGCGCGCUGGCGCAGUUUACUGACUCGCUUAGACCUCAGCGAAACCAAUAUUCCCACUGUUAUUACUGCUUGCUGUGUGCUCCACAAUAUCUGUGAGAGUAAGGGGGAGACGUUUAUGGCGGGGUGCGAGGUUGAGGCAAAUCGCCUGGCUGCUGGUUACGCGCAGCCAGACACCAGGGCGGUUAGAAGAGCACAGGAGGGCGCGGUACGCAUCAGAGAAGCUUUGAAAACCAGUUUCAUGACUGGCCAGGCUACGGUGUGAAAGUUCUGUUUGUUUCUCCUUGAUGAAACCCCCCGCCCCUUGGUUCACUCUACUUCCCUGUAAGCUAACCACCCUCCCCUCC